UACGUCUCAUUAUCAGCUGUGUUCUGCGCGUGCAUCAGUCAAAAACGAAUCAUUUGUCGUACAAUAAAAUUACUGAUAUCUACUGUGCAAGCGACAAAAGUAUUUCAACGAUUUUAAGCAAAAAUGAAGCCAACAUUGGCAGCUGAUGAAAUGUUUCCGGAAGGAGCCAACUUUAUGGAUCUGGAUGAGCCUGGCUCAGGAUCUGGUCUUUUGAUGGAUCUGGCGGCUAACGAAAAAGACGUUCAUGCAGACUUUUUUAAUGAUUUCGAAGAUCUGUUCGACGAAGAGGAAAACAACGGCGUAUAAAACCAUGGAGAAUCAACGCUUGUUUUGUGUGUAAUGAAAUUUAAUUGAAAUGAUUUUUUAUUUAAACAAGGAAUAAAAUUUGAAACAAAAUGGGAAAAAUC
This is a messenger RNA of Bradysia coprophila, 407 nucleotides long. Its product is annotated as COP9 signalosome complex subunit 9. NCBI's taxonomy places the organism in Eukaryota, Metazoa, Arthropoda, Insecta, Diptera, Sciaridae. The record is from RefSeq and is a predicted model, not a curated record.